UGAGAACACCGUAGUUUUCCCGAGGGGUUUAUAAGGACAUAGGAUUCCAAGUUCUGUUCCUCAAAACCCUAGUACGUAGAGGAGAUCUCUGCCCCCGCUUCAGUUUCUUUGCAAGGCCAAGAAUUUCAAAUCUCUACUACAAAGAUGUCUUCCGGUGGAGAAAUCGCUUGUACUUACGCCACCUUGAUCCUUCACGCCGAUGGAAUUCCUGUCACUGCUGAGAAGAUUGCUACCUUGGUAAAGAAGGCUAAUGUUCAAUGUGAGUCUUACUGGCCCAGCCUCUUUUCUAAGUUGGUUGAGAAGAGGAACGUUGAAGACUUGAUCACCAACAUUGGCUCAGGUGGUGGUGGUGCUGCUGUUGCUGUCUCUGCUCCAUCAGGUGGUGGUGGUGCUGCAGCUGCUGCUGCACCAGCAGCUGAGGAGAAGAAGGAGGAGGCGAAGGAAGAAAGUGAUGAUGAUAUGGGAUUCAGUUUAUUUGAUUAGGAGCUCCUCUGCAGUAUAAUUUGUUCCUUUUGUGUUUUGCUUCUUAGUGUGCCGUUGAAUGGUUAGUUUAAGUUCCUUUAGAGUUUACAUAUUAGUUGUAUGACUCUGCUAUGGAGAAACUUAGAAGUAGCUCUGAUUAUUUUGUAUAUUUUAUAAAGAUAGAGACAGCACAAUGUCUAAUUUGCAGUUAGAAGAUUAUUAAUUGGCUGUGUUGGAUUUCUAUUUGUGGUUAAAUGUUUUAGAUUGGAGUGUCCUGCGAUU
Molecule: messenger RNA, 744 nt
Organism: Papaver somniferum (opium poppy)
Lineage: Eukaryota; Viridiplantae; Streptophyta; Magnoliopsida; Ranunculales; Papaveraceae
Product: 60S acidic ribosomal protein P1-like
Exons: 4
Coding region: 145-483 (112 amino acids)
Biological process (GO): cytoplasmic translation; translational elongation
Cellular component (GO): cytosolic large ribosomal subunit; ribosome
Molecular function (GO): protein kinase activator activity; structural constituent of ribosome; ribonucleoprotein complex binding
Source: RefSeq, a predicted model, not a curated record